This is a messenger RNA of Closterium sp. NIES-67, 4217 nucleotides long. The record is from the annotation of a GenBank genome assembly. NCBI's taxonomy places the organism in Eukaryota, Viridiplantae, Streptophyta, Zygnematophyceae, Desmidiales, Closteriaceae.
CCCAGUCAACCCCAUGUGAUUCUGCUCUGGCGGUAUACAAGUAGGAGUUCUCCCAUCAGCUCGUUCUCCAUCCAAGUUCCAACCACAUUGUUGGUAGCUGCUGUACAUGAUGAUCCUCACUUCGUUAUCUACAGACACGGUAUGCCAUGCGACAGUUUACUAACCUACGGCUCUUCAAUAUGUUAGCCUUCCUUCAAAGCGCUGACUGGUUUUCGUCUUUGUCUAUCGAGGAAGCGUCCCCGGAAAGUACUAACUUUAACAGGAGUCUCUAGUCGCUACAAAAACACGGUCCAUUCCUGCUUGAUCGCGGCUAACCGAACCUUCCGCGGCGCUUCAAAGGCGAAAAUGCUCACAGCCGAUCAAUGAGUAUAUUCAACCUGGCGGUUCGUACCACGGGAAACUCGGUGUUUCACGUAGCUCGGCUGAUUCACGAAGAUCAACAAUGACUUCACGGCUCAUCCCUCGCGUAACUCCCGUCUAGCUGCUCGCUAGAUCACUCUUAGAGCCUCGCAUGCAGUGUAAAUAAAACGCCGCUGGAACUCUGCGUUACGUACGCGUUGCGUUUUAUCAACUUCGCGAUAUUUUGCAACAAUGGCGGAACAGCCGGGCGUCAACGUGCAUCUUCACGCCGCUCCACACAAUCACCUCCUCCACCUCCACCACCACACUCCCGAUCACGCCGCUCCGCCACAGAGCUACGAAUCAUCCCCGUUACUCGCCUCUCCGUGUACCGACAGGCUUCCAGGCGAUCAGUCGAUCUCAUGUAGACCCGCGGCUAUGCCUAAAUCCGCCAACUCGCACAAUCCGCCGAUGGCCAUCGGGGGAUCGGUGGUCGGGGGAGCGGCGAUUGGGGGAGCGGAAGCGGGGGAGGGGAAGCGGACGGCGCGGAAGGCGUAUGCGGAGGGCAGCAGGUGGCUGCGGGGGAAGGCGCACGAGGGGAAGCGAGUGGUUCCGCUGAGCUUUCGCGCGUCGAUGUUUCUUCUGUUCGCGGGGAUUAUGAUGGUUGCCGUCUCCUUCAAAUCAAUACCUUCACUCAACAAGAAAUCGUGCCCCGCGAGCGAAAUCGUCAACGGAAAUGGCGACGCGCAGCAAGCCUUAUUCGCGAGCCGCAACUUAAGAAGCGGCCGUGCGGAAGUGAUGAUUGCGGGCUCCGGCGACGAUCUGGGAUUGGACGAGGAUCAACCGCCGCCGAGGACGGCUGAAAAUGCGGAGUUUUCAGGAGAGGGGCACGGAACCACCAGAAUGAUUACAGGCUCGCAAUUAGGUUCGGAAUUAGGUCCGGAAUCAGGCUCGGAUUUGCAAUCUCUGGGGGGAAGGCGUCCAGGGGGAAGAGAUGGUGAGGAGGGAAGCAGUGCGGUUGCAGGGAGGAGACUGGGAGGGGAGGAGGAGGGGAGAGGAAGCAGAGGGGAGGGGGGACAUGGGGAUAGUGAGGAAGAAGUUGAGUUCAAGGGAGGGGAGGAGGGCAGAGGAGGGGAGGAAGGGCGUGUGUGGGGGAAGCGGAUUGCUGGUGAAGACGGGGAGGAAGGAGGGGGGAGAGAGGGAGAGAAGAGUGGGUUGACGCAGCAGAGAAAGAGGAAACGAAGGUACAGGACGGAAGAGAAUGACGAGAGAGACAGGGGCUCUGAAAGGGAGAGAGAUGGAGGGGAGGAGAACAGGAGGGAAGAGGCUGUGGGGGAGGAUGAAGGGGAGGCGGGACAAGGCACGAGGGGGAAUGGGAAGUGGCGGAGGCACGACCGGGAUGGGGGGGAGGUGGGAGGAAGAGAGGAGGAUGAUGACGAGGUGGGUAGCAAGCGUGGCGAGAAAACGACUGAUAGGAGUGGGUUGAGGGGCGGGGAUGAAGACGAUGAGGAGAUCGGGGGAAGGAAGGGGCCGCAUCGGGAGGAGGACGGUUUGGGGCCUGCGAAGAGGGGGGAGGAGGAAGAUGAAGAGUUGGGCGGUAAGGGGAAGCAGAAGGGGGGGAGUAACGGGGAGGUUAGAGGGGAAGGUGAGGACGAGGACGGAGAGGAGGGAGAGCAUGGAGGAAAGAGACAUCUUGAGGAGGAGACCGAGGAGGGAAGUGAGAGGAAGGGUAAACAGCAAGCUGAGGAGGAGGAGGAAGGGCUGGCGAUCAGCAGAGGGAGAGGGGAGAAGGAGGAUGCCUCGAGAGGCCUAAGUGACGGCAGUAGCCAUAUUGGGGAGGAGCACGGUGAAGAGGGGGGGCACGGGGAGCACGGGGAGCAUGAGGAGCACGGGGAGCACGGGGAGCACGAGGAGCACGGGGAGCACGGGGAGCACGGGGAGCACGGGGAGCACGGGGAACAGGAAGGGGAAGAGGAGCGCAAGGGAGAGGAGGGGCAUGAGGCACAGGAGGGGCACGAGGGGCACGAGGGGCACGAGGGGCAUGAGGAGCAUGAGGAGCAUGAGGGGCACGUGGGUCACGAGGGACAGGAGCCAGGGGUUGGAAUGGAGGGCGACGACAGAGGAAGGGAAGAGAAGGGAGAGCAAGGAGACAGGGAGCAGGAGCAUGAGCACGGAUUGGCAGAGGAGCAGGAGCACAGGGCGCCAGAGGAGCAUGAGCACAGAUUGGCAGAGGAGCAUGAGUAUGGGGAUGAGGAGACUGGUCACUCACUUACCACCUCCUCCUCUUCCUCGUCCUCCACUUCCUCCUCCUCCCUAGUAUCCCCACUCUCUGAGUAUUCCUACUCUUCCUCCUCCGUUCCCCUGCCCCCAUUUGGGUUCAACGCCUCACUCUCCCAUGCGCCUCCCGUACCCGUUAGAGAGAAAUUCCUUUGGAGAGCCCCGAAGAGUCAGAAAUAUGCGCAGUGUAUUGCUCGCUCCAGCACCCAUAAAGUGCCUGUGAAGGGCUCCACCAACGGCUAUCUGCUGGUCACGGCGAAUGGGGGCCUUAACCAGAUGAGAGCCGCUAUCUGUGACAUGGUGGCUGUGGCCCGCAUUAUGAACGUGACUCUCGUCGUUCCUGAACUAGACCACACCUCCUUCUGGGCCGACCCCAGCGAGUUCGAGGACAUCUUCGACUUGGACCAUUUCAUCACGUCUUUAAAAAAGGACAUCCGAAUCGUGCGCCAGCUGCCCAAGCGAGUGGAGCACAUCCAGCCUCUGGAGAAGUUCCCAGUCUCCUGGUCGCCGUUCUCCUACUACCGGGAGGAUCUGCUGCCCAGAGUCAAGAAGCACCGGGUGAUGCGCUUCCCUCUCACUGACUCGCGUCUCGCCAACAACGGGGUUCCGGACUCGAUCCAACGGCUGCGGUGCCGCGCCAACUACCGGUCGCUGCGAUACACGCCCGCGAUCUCGCAGAUCGCAGCGAAUCUGAUCUCGAGAUUGCAUGCAAGGGGGCCAUACAUUGCCCUGCACUUGAGAUACGAGAAAGACAUGCUGGCCUUCACUGGGUGCGACCACGGGCUGGGAGAGCGCGAGAGGGAGGAGCUAAAGGCCAUGCGGCUCAACAACUCGCGGUGGAAGGAGAAGGAGAUCGAUGGGGAGGCGCGCAGAACCGAGGGGGCGUGCCCGCUCACCCCCCGCGAGACGGCGCUGUUUCUGCGGGCUAUGGGGUAUCCGAACAAGACGCUCAUCUAUGUGGCUGCUGGGGACAUCUACGGCUCCAAUGGGCUCGAGGACCUGACUCGCCUGUAUCCGCACACGUACACGCACAGCACCUUGGCUACACCUGACGAGCUGGCGAGCCUAGGCGCAUACCAGAACCGGCUGGCAGCGGUUGACUACACUGUGGCGGUGGAGAGCGACGUGUUUGUGUACACGUAUGAGGGCAACAUGGCGCGGGCUGUUCAGGGGCACAGGCGGUUUGAGGGGCAUAGGAAGACCGUCAUUCCGGACAGGGAGGCCAUCAUUCGGUAUAUUGACCAAUUGAAGUCGCGCCAAAUCAGAUGGAAGGCCUUCCGGAGGCUUAUCAGGCAAGCACACAAACAGGGAUUGGGCGCUCCUCACUUGCGCCAGGUUGGCGAGAAUCCCAAGCUAGAGGAAAACUUCUACGCGAACCCCUUUCCGGGAUGCAUCUGUGAGGUGGAGAGGCAAGCAGACGGGGCCGUUCGCCUGUGUAGGCGGGUUAGUGGACAAAAGCGAUGCAAGGAGAUGCCAAAGAAUGGUGAAGAGAGCACAUAGGAAUUGUUUUAGGGCUGUUUUUCCUGUGUAAAGCUCAUUCUCACUUAAAGUCUUGUUGAUAGUUUUUUUGUGUAGUCUUGUUUGAUCUGCCCGAGAUGUUA